AUGGCUGGUGCUGCAAAUGUAGCAGAGGAGUCGCUAUCAGAGUAUCUGACCCGCUUUUGGCGCGCAAAUGCAUCUAUCUUUAUGCGUUGGUUCCUAUCACUACCGUACGCUGGUCAACUCUCGAUUUUGCGAAACGCAUCGCCCGAUAUUCCGCUGUCGUAUGAUCCCAAGGAGUCGCGCCCGGAGGCCACGCAACUUCUGACGCCGGAACUAACGAUCAGGGCGUUACUGGAAGAAAAUGGCAAGGUAUUGCUGCGGCUUAUGAAUGCACGUGCCACUAGAACUGAUCAGUGUAGCCGCCACGACUUGCUGUACCUUGCGUCGCUGCGUGCUUCUGGUGUUAUGCCUACGUUCUCAGGCGAUACGUUCAUGCAUGUCUCCUUGGCAUUUAUUGAUUUAGCAGAUCCGGAGUAUAAAGUGCAGUCUCUUUUGCCUUCAGCAUCUCGUGAAGUUAUUGAAGAAAAAAAGGGAUUGAUCAAACAGGGUAAACUCAUGGAAGCGGACGUAUGGCUUACGUUGCAGAUGCGGCAACAAGUGAUUUUGACGUUGCUUACAAAUGUGGCACAUACGUUCGAAAGUAUGUUCCUGAAACAAAACAUGAUUGGAGACGUCAGUGAAGCUAAAGUUGGCUGUCGAUUUUGUGGUGCGUCGACGCGGAAGAUUGAAAGUGCAGAGAGCGCUUCAACCUUGCUACAGUGUUCCUGCGAAACAGCGUUUUACUGCUGUAAAGAUCAUCAAAAAGAAGACUGGAUGAAUCACAAAACUCUCUGUAAGAGCAUACGUAAGGACGCUAAUAGUGCGAAGAGUGUGGAAGCGAAGUAA
Molecule: messenger RNA, 822 nt
Organism: Plasmopara halstedii
Lineage: Eukaryota; Oomycota; Peronosporomycetes; Peronosporales; Peronosporaceae
Exons: 1
Coding region: 1-822 (273 amino acids)
Source: RefSeq, a predicted model, not a curated record